AUGAACGAGACUCAAAAUGCCACGGUGGGUCCACAGCCGGAGCUGGUGCUCAGCCCCGGUGCUACCGACGGAGCGGCUCAGGAAGGCGGCGGUGGCAGCGGAGGGCUGUGGGUGACCUCCCUGCUCGGGACCACGCUGAUGAUCAUGUGCACUCUGGGAGUGGCUGGAAACCUGUACACGCUCUUCAUCACGCGCUCGGCCGCCCUGCGCAAAACAGGCUCCAUGUACAUCUACAUCCUCAACCUGGCCCUGGCCGACCUCCUCUACCUGUCCACCAUCCCCUUCGUGGUCUGCACCUACUUCGCCCACGACUGGCUGUUCGGGGAAGUGGGCUGCCGCGUCCUCUUGAGCCUGGAUCUCCUCACCAUGCACGCCAGCGUCUUCAUCUUGGUGGCCAUGAGCCUGGAGCGCUACCGUGCCGUGGCCCAGCCGUUCAGCGCUCACCGGUCCUCGUCUCGAACGCGCAAGCUCACAGCCGCCGUGGUGUGGGGUCUGGCCUUUGUUUUGACUCUGCCCAUGAUGGUGAUGAUUCGGCUCAGCGAAGGCAAAGCCACUGUGGCUGGAUUGGUGAAGAGGAUCUGCUUCCCCACCUGGACCCACGAGGCCUUCAAAGCCUACAUCGCCAUCCUGUUCCUGACCAGCGUUCUGGUCCCCGGCCUGGUCAUUGUCGGCCUGUACGCGGGGCUAGCGAAGCGCUACUGGUCGGCCCAGGCCAGGUUGGGAGGAAGCGGCCGCUCCGCCCGCAGGAAGAGCCUCAGACAAAAGGUGGUCUCCAUGAUCUUCAGCAUCGUGGUGGCUUACUGGGCUUGCUUCUUACCCUUCUGGGGAUGGCAGCUGGCCAAGCUCUUCUCGCCGGAGUCCCUCAGGGCUCUGUCUCCCGCCGCUCACAACUACGUGAACUUCUUUGUCACCUGUCUGACCUACGGGAACAGCUGCAUCAACCCGUUCCUCUACACGCUCCUCACCCGGAACUACAAGGAUUAUUUGGCUCAGAAGGGUCAGUCUGUCGGGACGAGCAGGACGGACCCGGGUUCGGCAGUGAGCACGCCCAUGCAGGAGCUGUAG
Molecule: messenger RNA, 1065 nt
Organism: Synchiropus splendidus (mandarinfish)
Lineage: Eukaryota; Metazoa; Chordata; Actinopteri; Syngnathiformes; Callionymidae
Gene: uts2r4
Product: urotensin-2 receptor 4
Exons: 1
Coding region: 1-1065 (354 amino acids)
Biological process (GO): neuropeptide signaling pathway; blood vessel diameter maintenance; regulation of blood pressure
Cellular component (GO): membrane
Molecular function (GO): urotensin II receptor activity
Source: RefSeq, a predicted model, not a curated record